AUGUCCAUACAUUUUAAUGAAGGGCCCAUCUCAUUUCCCUUAAAAAGACGAGGGAAAUAUUUUUCCAUAAUACUGGGCAGAACAAGCAACAAGAUUGAUAGAAAAAUGCAAAACAUAGCGAAAAUGAUAACAGAGCAACUAAGAAAUCCCAGUGAGUUAGAUAUCAGCUUAAGGAUGGAAUUUGGGCCAUUUGAAACAGUUCAUAAAUGGAAAAGAAUGUCUGAGUGUUAUGAAUUUGUAGGGGCGAGGCGAAGUAAGCACACAGCAGUGGCAUAUAAAGAUGCAAUAUAUGUAUUUGGUGGUGACAAUGGGAAGUCCAUGUUGAAUGAUCUGAUAAGAUUUGAUAUAAGAGAGAAAUCAUGGACUAAAACAGGAGGUAUGGGGACGCCACCAGCACCGAGAUAUCACCACUCAGCCGUAGUUCAUAGAUCUUCAAUGUUUGUGUUUGGUGGUUACACUGGGGAUAUAUUGGCAAAUUCAAAUCUUACAAAUAAAAAUGAUCUUUUUGAAUACAAAUUUCAAAGUGCUCAAUGGGUUCAAUGGAAAUUUACUGGCCAAGAGCCAGUACCUCGUUCUGCACAUGGAGCAGCUGUUUAUGACGAUAAAUUAUGGAUAUUUGCCGGUUAUGAUGGUAAUGCGAGAUUAAAUGACAUGUGGACUAUAAAUCUAGUGGGUGAAAAUCAUCAAUGGGAAAGGAUAGAACAAAAAGGUGAAUGUCCACCGACCUGUUGUAACUUCCCCGUAGCUGUGGCCCGUGGGAAGAUGUUUGUUUUCAGCGGACAAAGCGGCGCUAAGAUCACCAAUGCACUAUUCCAAUUCGACUUCGAGACUCACACGUGGAGUCGUGUGUGUACUGAACACUUGCUAAGGAGUGCUGGGCCGGCUCCCGCCCGACGCUAUGGCCAUGUGAUGUUACACCACGCGAGACAUCUUUAUGUAUUCGGCGGCGCCGCUGAUAGUACUCUGCCCUCCGACUUGCACUGCUAUGAUCUUGACACUCAGAUGUGGUCCGUUGUACAUCCGGCUCCAGAUUCUCAAAUACCUUCCGGUCGGCUGUUCCACGCUGGUGCUGUGGUAGAAGACGCGAUGUACAUUUUCGGUGGUACAGUCGACAACAACGUUCGCAGCGGUGAUCUGUAUAGAUUUCAACUCUCCAAUUAUCCUCGUUGUACGUUGCACGACGAUUUCGGUCGUAUUCUUCGGUCGCAGCAGUUCUGCGAUGUGACGCUGCUCUUGGGUUUCGACCAGGUAGCUGUUUACGCACACCAAGCUAUGCUGGCCGCUCGUUCGCAAUACCUACGGAUCAAGAUAAAGGAAGCCAAAGAGGAAUUAUCGAAACGUAUAGCCGCUGGUGAAGAAGAGGCUGCCGAGGAGUUCUCAUACAAAUCAACUCCUCAGCUGACUGUGAAGUUACCAGAAGCUACUCCCGAAGCUUUCAGGAUGGUACUGAACUAUAUUUACACGGACAGAAUCGACCCCACAGAAAAGGACGAGAACCCGGCUUCGCCCGCUACCAUCUUGCUGGUGAUGGAAGUGUUAAGACUUGCUCUGCGUCUGAACAUACCGCGUCUAAGAGGUCUCUGCGCUCGUUUCCUUCGAGCGAAUCUCUGCUAUUCCAACGUCCUACAAGCGUUACACGCGGCUCACCACGCUAACUUGAUCUGCAUCAAGGAAUACUGCCUCAGAUUCGUGGUGAAGGAGUACAACUUCACAGCUAUCGUGAUGUCUUCGGAGUUCGAGCAGAUGGAUCAACGACUUAUGGUUGAAGUUAUAAGACGAAGACAGCAGCCAUUACAUAAACUGACUGCCAAUAACGAGCAUGAGGAGGAGGUCGUCGGUACAACAUUGGAACAGGAUAUGUCUGUGUUAGUCAGCGGAGGCGGACACGAACUUGCUGAUGUCAAGCUGAGGGUCGGCAGUGCUAUGAGACCAGCGCAUAGAUCAAUACUGGCCGCCAGGGCUUCCUACUUUGAAGCCAUGUUCAGAUCUUUUUCGCCACAAGAUAAUGUGGUUAACAUCCAAAUAUGUGAUACGGUACCCUCAGAGGAAGCGUUCGAUUCACUACUAAGGUACAUCUACUACGGCGAUACUAACAUGCCCACAGAAGAUUCACUCUAUCUAUUCCAAGCGCCGAUAUACUACGGUUUCACAAACAACAGACUUCAAGUCUUCUGCAAACAUAAUCUGCAAAGCAAUGUGACUCCCGAAAAUGUAGUCGCCAUCUUACAAGCGGCGGACAGAAUGAGAGCAGCCGAUAUUAAGGAAUACGCUCUAAAAAUGAUCGUACAUCACUUCCAACAGGUGGCCCGUCAGGAGGUUAUCAAGAAUUUAGCUCAGCCCCUACUAGUGGACAUUAUCUGGGCUCUGGCCGAGGAGCCUAGGGCUGACACACCGCUGCCCCUACAACCACGAUCGCUUCCAUCAUCAUCGUCAGCAGACACACUCACUGACGACCCUGAUUAUAUCAAGCACAAAAACAAUAAAUGA
This is a messenger RNA of Danaus chrysippus (African queen), 2487 nucleotides long. Lineage: Eukaryota; Metazoa; Arthropoda; Insecta; Lepidoptera; Nymphalidae. The record is from the annotation of a GenBank genome assembly.